AUGGAGGAGGUUGUCGAGUUGCAGCAGCAGCAGCGUGGGACAGUUCACCUUGUGGAAUCAGUGAACAAGAGGCUCCAAUCUGUGGAGCAAAAACAGAAGCAGAUGGUCUCUUUCUUCACGAAGAUGGUUCAGAACCCAUCAUUCAUAGCGAAGCUUAAGCAAAAGGUGGAACAGAAAGAAAUAGGCUCGUCAAGGGCGCGGAGGAAAUUCGUGACUCAUCAGCAACACGAAGCUAGUGAACCUGAUUCUUCCAUGGAAGGGCGGUUAGUGAAGUACAGUCCUGGUUUGAGAAACCUGACCAUACCCUCUGGAUGCCCAGAUUUGAAUCCAUUUCUUACCGAACAAGAUGAUAUAACAGCAAUGCAGGUAUUUGGUAAAAAUCUAGCAGGCGAAGGGGCAUCAAGCAUGCUAACUGAAGAUCCCCUUUUCAAAGGAAAGGGCAUUCUGAGCCUACAGCAAGAGGUUGGUCCCGAGUAUUAUGUUUCUUUCCCGAAGGAUUUUAUGGAGAAGAGUUUCCCAGAACUCUUUUCCACAGGCAUGGAAACCACCAGCAAACAGGAGGAUAUAUGGAACAUGGGUCUUGAUGCUGCUGGUGGUGGUAUGUCUAGUGGUGGCAAUGAGAUGUUGGAUUCUCCGGCGACCUAUGAAGCGCUGGAGCUUGGAAUGAUGAGCGGGAUGUUCGAUUUGUGGGACUUGGGUUCAUUGCAGGUGGAAGGAGGUUCUGGAAUCAACAAGUGGCCAGCUGAUGAAGCACUAUUUGAUCAACCCGCAAGUCAAGCUGGUCAACCAAAAGAUAUUAUCUAAAAAAUAUGGCUAAACAUUAGUAGAUAGAUUUUUUGCUUGUGCAUUUGAUGCACUUGCUGGUCCCAGUUAUUGUGGUUUGAUUGGACGAUUUAUUUAUAAUAUAAUUCGUUUGUAGUUAGUAAUUUCCCAAGUUCAGUUUUUGUCUUUAUUACUAGAUUUCUCCCUCUAAUUGUUUCAGUAGGAGAUGAUAACUUAUGUGAAUAUUGCCAACAUUUCAUGAAGGUACAGUUAUUUAUAAUCUGCAAUUUAUCAUAUUCUUGCUUACAAGUAUUCUUUAAGUUGUGGAAACUGCAGGAAUGUGAUCUGAUUCUUGGAAGAGAGCCUCGUGCAUCAACUGGGGUUUGCUUUGCUUAUUAUACUAGAUUGCCUUCUCUGGCAGGUAUGGAUCGUAUGGUUUUCAUCCGCUCUUUAUAGUCUUCUUCAUCUUCUUUUUUUUUUUUUGGAAAUGUUUCAUCAUGACCUUGGAAUUGACUAAUGGCUCCAGUUUUGAUGCCAAAUUCUAUGCAUCUUUAAGAGGUAAGCAGGUAUGGUGUUGGACGGUUGGUGGUGAAAUUUCAGAAGACAUUCUUUUGGAAACUGAUAUGGCUUCCAAAUGACAUUCAAUUAGUGCCAAUGGAGUCCCAUUUGAUACGGUGAAAUGCCCACACCUACUUUUUGGACCUCAAUAGGACGUAUCAGAGUACAAUCACCGACCCUUAUACUAAAAAGGGAUGUGUGUGUGUGUGUGUGUGUGUGUGUACAUAUAUAUUUGGCGGUC
Morus notabilis is the source of this 1561-nucleotide messenger RNA. Its product is annotated as heat stress transcription factor A-3. The transcript is spliced from 2 exons. The record is from RefSeq and is a predicted model, not a curated record. The coding region runs from base 1 to 804 and encodes 267 amino acids. Lineage: Eukaryota; Viridiplantae; Streptophyta; Magnoliopsida; Rosales; Moraceae.